UCCACACGCAGCAUAACAAUAAUUUCAGUCGUCUUUUUCCCGACCAGCCAGCCCCGCGGUUGUUGUUCCAACAGAGAUUUCACAUCCACACCCAAAACGGAAUUUGUUUAAACAGAAACUUGUAUUUAUUUUACACAUAUCGAGAAAAGUGAUUGCCGGCUACAGGGGCAAAGGCUGUGGUAGUGCCAGACCCCGAGUGUGAGUGAGCACAAGCAGGAUGAUGACUGAACUCAGAAAGUAGCGCAAUAGCAGAGGAGCAGAGCAGAGGACCAACAGAGGGCAACGCAACCAAAUAGCGAAGCUAUCCAAGAACAUAUCAUUUUGUAAGGAACAUAUUACGCGUAACAGUAUUAGCAGCAUGUUGGACAUCACUUGGCUACCCACCGCCUGCGGCUCACUGGCACCUGCCCUGAUACCGCCGGCACACAUUGCCAUUCUUUGGUACUUCUGGGAGAACUACGCCCGGUACGUGGACAGGCACUUCUGCACAUGCUCCUGCUGGGACACCGUGUUCAAGGGCCCCUACGAGUCGGGGGUGGCCGCCUACAAGCACAUGUACUUCAAUGCCACUCCGAACAGCUUCAAGAUGUGGAUACUGACCGUCUUCGCAGUGAUUGCCCUGUACGAGUGCAUUAAGCGGCUCAUCGCCCUGAUCCUGCAGAGCCGCGUCCGCUACUCGAUGCUGCUGCUCUUCCUGCUGUCCAUCUUCUCGCACUACUACGCCUGGUGGGCGUACAUCAACUACUACAACGACGACUACUACAACCAGUGGAACCACCAGCUCUUCUUCACGAUCACCGAACUGUUCUCAACGGUGCUGGUGAUGCACCUGGCCAGCACCACGAAUGUCGUCACACCGAAGAAGGUCUUCUGCAUUGUCGGCAUCGCCCUGCUGCACAUACUCGCCAGCAGCUUCGAUCAGUUCUUCCUGAAUGUGGUGCGGGGCGAGGGCUAUGCACACCAGAUAGUUCGGGACAUUGGAUUCAUGGUGCCCGAUCUGCUGCAGCUGUUCGUGCCCGUGUGGCUGCUCCGCCAAACGCGACGGGAGAGCUACUCCACACGGCCGUUCUAUCGGGAUCGGAAGCUGCAUCGCGACAUCGUGGCCAUGUUCUGCCUCGUGUCACUGCUGUUCGUCCUCUGCACGGUUUUGUGAGAGCGAAUCCUGCUGGACGCCUACGAGGAGACGCAUGGCAAGAUCGAGCCCGUGCAGGAUGCAGCGGUGCAGCUGCUGAACCGAUAUCGAAUGCUGGCCAGUGGCAAUGUCCACAACUAGAGGCAGAACUGAUGGACACGGGAGACGGGACACGGAACGAGGUGCAUUGGACAGGACAAUAUGCAGCACUUGGCAGUAAGUGCAGGGCGCCAAACACGUCCCUAUUCCUGUAGAAUUUUGUAUUUUCAUUUAACAUUUGUGAUAGUUUUUUUUCUGUCGUGAUUUUUUUUGUUGGUGUCGUUUUUUUUUUGAAGCAGUGUUGAAGCAUAUCGAUAAGCAUAAUCACCAAACUAAUCAAGGUACAUAAUCAAUACAGAAAACUGUAAUCUUCCAUUUAGAAACAAUGUUGACCGAUGUUGAUGUUGCGUUGAGACAUAAUCCCAUAGUUGAACUAGGUAUACAUACAUACAAUAAAUAGUAUAGAGAUCCUAGAACCGAGUUUCGGUGUAGGCGUAGGCGUAGGUGUAGGUGUAGCCUUCCCCCUCUAGAUACAAC
Molecule: messenger RNA, 1708 nt
Organism: Drosophila obscura
Lineage: Eukaryota; Metazoa; Arthropoda; Insecta; Diptera; Drosophilidae
Exons: 3
Coding region: 359-1153 (264 amino acids)
Source: RefSeq, a predicted model, not a curated record